AUGUCACCACGAACAAAUUCACCACCACCUUCGUUAUAUGAAAUUUAUGAUGAUACAACAAAUGACUUUGGCUAUCAUCCACCACCAUUUACACAUGGAUUAAAUCAUACAACUAAUAAUGGUGGAAUUCUUCGGCCAUUCAAUAUUCCAAGAAGAAUAUUUUCAUCAACAACGGCACAAUUCUUUUCAUUAAUCAUGAUAUAUUCAUUUUGUAUAACGGUUCUUUGGAUAAUAUUUUGUACAUCAUUUUUGCUUACUUUUUAUGACGAUACAUGUAGAAUAUUUCUUACUUCACGAGUUUGGGGAAGAGUGAAGAAUGGAGUUAGAGAAAGGAUAGCAAUGAUGGGAGAAGAUUGGGAGGAUUUUUUUCAAAACUUAUUUGAUCAAUUGUCAAAUUUGGAAGAUUGGUUGAGCACAUUAUUUAGAUUUAGGGUAGUAGUUGCAGGUCAAGGUAUUACUGAUAAAUUUAAGCAAGCUUUCCAAUCCAGAAAAAAUUCUACCACCAACAAUAAUGCUACUAAUCGCAAUGGUAAUGGCAAUGAUAUCAAUAUCAAUAACAAUGAAAAUUCUUAA
Molecule: messenger RNA, 573 nt
Organism: Entrophospora candida
Lineage: Eukaryota; Fungi; Glomeromycota; Glomeromycetes; Entrophosporales; Entrophosporaceae
Source: the annotation of a GenBank genome assembly